Molecule: messenger RNA, 2497 nt
Organism: Ochotona curzoniae (black-lipped pika)
Lineage: Eukaryota; Metazoa; Chordata; Mammalia; Lagomorpha; Ochotonidae
Gene: SAV1
Product: salvador family WW domain containing protein 1
Exons: 6
Coding region: 241-1401 (386 amino acids)
Biological process (GO): regulation of cell population proliferation; apoptotic process; hippo signaling
Molecular function (GO): molecular adaptor activity; protein binding
Source: RefSeq, a predicted model, not a curated record
GGUUACUAAGCGGUCGGCGGCGCAGCAUGGCCUUCGCCCGGCGUCCCUGGACCCUCCUCACGGCGUCCCCGGGCAGCGUCGUGGAGCGGGCAGACUUCCGGGAAGGAACUGACAUGCGGCUGAGCGGCGGCGGCGGCGGCUCGGCAGGGAAGGAGGCGGCGGCGCCGGCGGAGGGGGAAGCGGAGACGGCCGGCGCCCGGCGCGGAGCCCUAGGGCGGCCUUGGGGCCUCGUCGGGAAAGAUGCUAUCCCGAAAGAAAACCAAAAAUGAAGUGUCCAAGUCGGCCGAGGUGCAGGGCAAAUACGUGAAGAAGGAGACGUCGCCUCUGCUGCGGAAUCUCAUGCCUUCAUUCAUCCGGCAUGGUCCAACAAUUCCAAGACGAACUGAUAUCUGUCUUCCAGAUUCAAGCACUACAGCUUUUUCAACUUCUGCAGAUGGAGUCAUUUCAAGAAACCAGAGUUUUCUUAGGACUCCAAUCCAAAGAACACCUCAUGAAGUAAUGAGAAGAGAAAGCCACAGGUUAUCUGCACCUUCUUAUCUUGCCAGGAGUCUAGCAGAUGUCCCUCGGGAAUAUGGCUCUUCUCAGUCAUUUCUAACAGAAAUUAACUUCACUGUUGAGAAUGGAGAUUCUGGUUCCCGAUACUAUUAUUCAGAUAAUUUUUUUGAUGGCCAGAGAAGGCGGCAACUUGGAGAUCGUGCACACGAGGACUACAGAUUCUAUGAAUACAACCAUGAUCUCUUCCAAAGAAUGCCACAGAAUCAGGGCAGGCAUGCUUCAGGUAUUGGGAGAGUUGCUGCUACAUCACUAGGAAAUUUGACUAAUCAUGGUUCUGAGGAUUUACCCCUUCCUCCUGGCUGGACUGUGGACUGGACAAUGAGAGGAAGAAAAUAUUACAUAGAUCAUAACACUAAUACAACUCAUUGGAGCCAUCCUCUUGAGCGAGAAGGACUUCCUCCUGGAUGGGAGCGAGUAGAAUCCCCAGAAUUUGGAACCUAUUACGUAGAUCACACAAAUAAGAAGGCUCAGUACCGACAUCCCUGUGCUCCUAGCGUUCCUCGGUAUGAUCAACCUCCUCCUGUGACAUACCAGCCACAACAAACUGAAAGAAACCAGUCCCUUCUGGUACCUGCAAAUCCGUAUCACACUGCAGAAAUUCCUGACUGGCUUCAGGUUUAUGCUCGAGCCCCUGUGAAGUAUGACCACAUCCUGAAGUGGGAACUCUUCCAGCUUGCUGACCUGGACACCUACCAGGGCAUGCUGAAGCUGCUCUUCAUGAAGGAACUGGAACAGAUUGUCAGAAUGUAUGAAGCCUAUAGACAGGCACUUCUCACUGAAUUGGAAAACCGUAAGCAGAGGCAGCAGUGGUAUGCCCAGCAACAUGGCAAGAAUUUUUUAAGUUAAUUUUUUUAAAUGAAAUUUAAGUUUUAUAAGAGCUUUAACAUUUUCACAGAUGAAAAAUUGCAAAAAGUACUUUGGCAGCUUACUUUUGGGAAAUUGUAAAAUACUAAUUUUGCACGUGUUUUGUUAUGAAAACUUUUCUUUUAUUGAACAAAAAAAUUAUCUCUUCAGAGCCAACAUGGCAAAAACACUUCCAAGUGCUGUAUGGGAGAAAACUGCCUUGAAUAUUCUUGAUGCAAGAAUGCCAUUAGAGCCAGAUUACUAAUAGGAAAGGAUCACUUGGUAACUUCUGUUGCAGCAGCACCUUGAUUUAAAACAGAGCAGCUAUGCAGCAUUUUAUACCAAGAUGUUUACUGUUUUAUUUUGGGGUAUUGUCUAGAAUGGGAUGGUAUAAAUAUUACCAUGAUGGAAUAUAAAGAAUGAAAUAGGAUUUGGAACUUUUGUUGUGCUAAAUUUCUAAACAGGACCAUGUGAUUGUCCUCCCCCAGCUCCCAUUACCCACCCACGUGGAAGGAACCUUUGGAAGCAUGCUGAGCAAGUGUUUUCUAGUGAAAGGCCUUUAAGUCAUUCAUGAACAAAUGUAAGCGUAAGGCCAGUUGCUAAUAUAGGCUGCUCUACAUUAAGCCAGAUUUCUUGGUGUUUAGCUUGCCUCUGACAGACUAGGUAAAGACUGCCUUUGGACAGGCCGGAGUAAGCUGCCGAAAAUGACAAUCAGGGAUUCACUAAGAAGUAUUGGUCAUUAAAUUGAUUCAUGUUAUUUUUUUUAUAUUUUGAGUGUGUCACAAAAUUUUAAAACCAUGUAUUUCUUUCUCAGUUGUUUCUCUUGUUAUAGUUGUAAGAUGUUUGUUCAUAAUUAGUGCAGUACAUUUCAUUAUAAACAAAUUUAUGCUACUUCUAGCCUGUAAACCUCCUGGAUUCUGUGAAUUUCAACAUUAGUUGAAGUAGUUAUUAAGUCAUAUUUACAUGUCUUGUAAAUAUGUAAAUAUAUUUUUAGACAGUCUUCCAAAAUACCAAGCACUCCCAGUUAGAAUUAAUGAGUUUGAAUUAUUGAAAAACUGUUGUUUGAUUUUAUAUAACAAGCUUAUUAAAUAUAUUUUUU